Messenger RNA from Papaver somniferum (opium poppy), 1267 nucleotides. Its product is annotated as probable E3 ubiquitin-protein ligase RNF217. Gene Ontology annotation, biological process: positive regulation of proteasomal ubiquitin-dependent protein catabolic process; ubiquitin-dependent protein catabolic process; protein polyubiquitination. Gene Ontology annotation, molecular function: ubiquitin protein ligase activity; ubiquitin conjugating enzyme binding. The transcript is spliced from 2 exons. The coding region runs from base 82 to 978 and encodes 298 amino acids. Lineage: Eukaryota; Viridiplantae; Streptophyta; Magnoliopsida; Ranunculales; Papaveraceae. Gene Ontology annotation, cellular component: cytoplasm; ubiquitin ligase complex. The record is from RefSeq and is a predicted model, not a curated record.
UAAUAUAGUUGAAAUCCUCCUAAAUGAAACUUCUUCUCACACUCUACAGAAAUUAAGGUUAGCAAGUACUCUGAGUUUUCAAUGUUGCAGAGCAUGGAGAUAGAAAUCACAGAUCAAAACCUCGAAAAAACCCCUUCAUCCAAUUCACCCAUCGAUGACAGUUCAAGCGGUACUAGUAUUACAGAUGACUAUUUCACUUGCGAAAUCUGUAUAGAACCAGUUCUUCUAAGCCAGAAAUUCAAGAACAUGGAGAUGGAUGGGUGCCUCCACCCAUAUUGUACUGAUUGUAUCGUCAAAUACAUCGAAGUAAAGGUUUCUCACGACAACAUUUCAGAGAUGAAAUGUCCAGACAACAAUUGCAGUGUCUUCUUAAGCAUUUUCUCUUGUCGUCCGAUUCUCCCCGAAUCCGUGUUCGAGAAAUGGUGUCGUGUUCUUUGCGAAUCAUCUGUACUAACGGAAUCAUCAAAAGGUGGGUUUGCUUAUGGGAGAUCUUAUUGUCCUUUUCGUGAAUGUAGUGAAUUAGUUUUAAACGAGUGUGUUAAGACAACUGCAUCAUCAAGUACUUCAGCUAGUUCUAACAUUACCAAAUCAACAUGUCCAAAUUGCAAGAAGAUAUUUUGUUUUCAUUGUAUGGUUCCAUGGAAGGAAAAUCAUAGAUGUAGUAGAAGAGGUGAUUUGGUAAAUGACGUUGAUAGAAACGAUCUUCUGUUCCUGGAAGCUGCUAGAAGAGAGAAAUGGACUCGAUGUCCCAAUUGCAGCCGGUAUGUAGAACGUAAACGAGGUUGCUCCGCCAUGACGUGCAGAUGCAGAGCCACAUUUUGUUACCGGUGUGGGUGCAAGAACUGUGUAUGCAAACUAAAAGCAGGCUGUUGUUGCAGAAUGGUUAUGAACAUUUUAUUGUGCUAUGCGUUUUUGGGUUUUGUUUGUAUGGUUUUUUACAUGGUUCUCUUGGGAAUUAAGACUCAUAAGAAUGGCUGAUGAUGAGAUUCUUGAGGUGAUUAUAUUAAAUCCAUAAUGGCCGCUCAGCAGCAUCGAUUGAUCCAUUCAUCUACUAAUACUAAUGUUUGAUUGAAAGAUUUUAACAAAUUAUGUUUUUUUUUCUUCUUAUAAUCCGCAAUAUGUUAGUAUUUCCUUUGAUUUCUGCCAAGGUCAUAAAAUGCCUGUGUUUUAUGUAAUUUCUUUGCGUCUGGGUAUUGAUUUCUCUACUAUCUAUCGACAGACUUAAAGUCCUAGACAAAUAAAGCUCAUACGUUGAAUGGUGAGAAAA